Molecule: messenger RNA, 294 nt
Organism: Funneliformis caledonium
Lineage: Eukaryota; Fungi; Glomeromycota; Glomeromycetes; Glomerales; Glomeraceae
Source: the annotation of a GenBank genome assembly
CAAAUGCAACCACCACCAAAAGAAUAUAUGGAGCUUCCACUGUGCUUUUAUAUGGCAAUUAAGGGAGUUCCUAGGGGUACUAUGGGUUGUUUAGAGAAAUCAGCAAAUGCAACCACAAGUUUGGUUUGUGCGGUGACAUCUUUUGAAAAUGUUCCGGAAACAGAAACUUUAUCAUUUGUUCCAGCGACGGGAGGAUCGGGUGAAAUUGAUACUUGGAGUAAGGCUGGUGCGCUCGAUGCCCCUGUAGUUCCUUUACCGUUGAAGUUGAAUGAUUAUAAGUAUUGGUUUUUAUGA